UAGCGUAAACCCGCGUCAGUUCAACCAAAAACCCUCUGGCGAGUCUGAAAUUAAGACUGUAAACCUUAUUGCAACUGCCUUCUGGGCUGCCUGCCUACCUCUACAUCAGUUGAAGAGGAAAUGAACAAACAAAAUAGCUGACAAUGCACCCACACUUGCCAAAUCCCAGGUAAUACGCCAUAACUGAACCAUAUCUGCUUUAAAACCUAUCCUUUGUCUGCUCUCUUUGCCUAUUGAUAAGUUGGCUUCAUAUUUGAUCAAACUAAUGAUGACCCAUUUUCAAAAACUUGGGAAUCCAUCUAUUCUCAAAUGGGUAUCGUCUUAUUUUGUUGAAAACCAGCAAAAAAUGGGUUCAUUUCACAUCCCACAAAGCCAAAACCCUAGACUUUAUACCACAAAAGGAUCAGUUUUGAGUCAACGGUGUUAUGGGGAAGACGGCGUGCGAAUCCCCCGUGCCACAUUGAAAGAGGCUCAAACCGCGUUGUUGGAGUAUUUGCAUUCUACUAGGAGUAUUCAGUUUGUAGAUGCAGAGAAUAUGAGCAAAAACUCACCCCAUUUCUUAAGAAAGCUUUUGAAGAAGUUUGAAAUUGUGAAAGAUGUUAGAAGGUCUAUGUCGCGGUUUUUGCGUUACCAUCCCAUUAAUGAAUUUGAACCUUUCUUUGAGAGUUUGGGACUGAAACCUUGUGAGUAUACCCCUUUACUUCCUAGGGAUUUGUUGUUUCUCAGUGAUGAUUGUUUGUUGCUAGAGAAUUAUAGGGUCUUGUGCGAGUUCGGGGUUGAACGAAAUAAGAUUGGUCAGAUAUAUAAGAAAGCAGUUCAAGUGUUUCAGCAUGAUUUUGGAGUUUUGCUAUUGAAGCUUCAAGCUUAUCAAAAACUAGGGCUUAGUCAGUCUUUUAUUGCGAAGAUUAUUGUUUAUAGUCCUCAUGUUUUGACUGGGGAUAUAGAUAUUAAAUUUAUUAAGGUAUUAGAGAUUUUGAACGGUUUGGGAUUUGAUUAUGCGUGGAUUAAGGAGCAUUUGUCGGAGAAGGAGUUCUACAAUUGGAGUAUGAUAUUUCGAGUUUUGAAAUUCUUUAGGGAGAUGGGUUGUAGCGGUGAGUUAGGUGGGUUAAUCAGCCAGCAUCCACUGCUUUUGUUUGAGGGCUCCAGUGGCAGAGUGCUUUCGCUAAUUGCAUUCCUGUUGAAAUUUGGACUCCGAAUGGACAGGAUAUCCUCUAUGUUUCUACAGUUUCCGGAAAUCCAAGUUUCACAUUUUGUUUCAAAUAUUAUCAGAUUUUUUCUGUUUUUUCAGGAGAUUGAGAUGGAAGUGGAUGAGAUUGGGAAAAUUGUGUGUUCUUACCCCAUAUUACUUGGUUCAUGCACAUUGAAGAAAACAAGUAGUUUGCUUCAUGACCUAAAUGUUGGAAAAAAGCGGCUUUGUAAAUACAUACAAGAGAAUCCCCAAGAAUUGAGUAAAUGGGGUAUGGGAACAAGAGUUAGGCCAUUACCAGACUCGGGAGAGGGUUUGGAGUCACAAAAGUUGAAGACAAAGUUCUUCUUAGACUUGGGAUACGGGGAAAACCCUAACAUGUUGAAGAAAGCAUUCAAGGUGUUUCGAGGCAGGGGAGGAGAGCUUCAAGAGAGAUUUGAUACUAUUGUGAAUGCUGGUUUGGAUCAGGAAGAUGUUUCUAAAAUGGUACGUGUAUCCCCCCAAAUCCUAAAUCAAUCAAAAGCUCUCAUCCAAUCUAAGAUUGAUAUUCUAGUGAAUGAGCUAGGUUUCCCUUUAUCCUCUUUGAUUUUGUUCCCCUCGUAUCUUUCGUAUACAACGCAGAGGGUUAGGCUUAGAUUGGCAAUGUAUAAUUGGCUCAAAGAUCAGGGAAAGGCAGAGCCUGACCUGGCCUUGAGCACUAUAAUUUCAUGGUCAGACAAAAUAUUUCUGAGCCAAUGUGUCAAUAAUCAUCCUAGUGGCCCUCAAGUUUGGGAGGAUUUGAAAGCUGAAUUUACCCGGGAUAAAUGAAUUUAUUUGCGCA
Molecule: messenger RNA, 2006 nt
Organism: Gossypium raimondii (Peruvian cotton)
Lineage: Eukaryota; Viridiplantae; Streptophyta; Magnoliopsida; Malvales; Malvaceae
Product: transcription termination factor MTEF18, mitochondrial
Exons: 1
Coding region: 266-1993 (575 amino acids)
Biological process (GO): regulation of DNA-templated transcription; chloroplast organization
Cellular component (GO): chloroplast
Molecular function (GO): double-stranded DNA binding
Source: RefSeq, a predicted model, not a curated record